Messenger RNA from Venturia canescens, 9516 nucleotides. RefSeq names its product mediator complex subunit skuld (gene skd). Lineage: Eukaryota; Metazoa; Arthropoda; Insecta; Hymenoptera; Ichneumonidae. Gene Ontology annotation, biological process: positive regulation of transcription by RNA polymerase II. The record is from RefSeq and is a predicted model, not a curated record. Gene Ontology annotation, cellular component: mediator complex. The coding region runs from base 934 to 7146 and encodes 2070 amino acids. The transcript is spliced from 17 exons. Gene Ontology annotation, molecular function: transcription coactivator activity.
CUCCCUCCUACUCGCGCCGAGAGUUUCACUCGCCUGCCUCUUGGGGCGCGCGCGCGCGCCUGGCUCGGUGUUUCGCUUUCUCUCUCUCCCUCUUCCUUUCCGUACAUGUGUGCGCCUACGGUGUGUUUUUUCUCUCGCUCGUGUGAAUCUCCGUCGGUGUGCCGUGCUAGUUCACUUGUGUGUGCGCGCGCGUACGUCUCUGUGAGUGCAAGUACAAUCCCACCGACGUAUUUUUCCCCCCAUUGGUGUGUGGCUGCGCGCCCGUACGUCCGCCAUUUUACAAGUCGCCAUUGAGAGGUUGAAAAACCCUCUACAAAAUGUUUUCUUCGAUCUGUAAAAAAAAAAAUCGUAAAUAAAAGUAUCCGAUGUGAUCUCGUCCGCGUUUGUAGACCUUCAUUCCGUGUCAUCUCUCGAAGAUCACUGUGCAACAGAGAACGCGUUCGAAGAAAAAUCACCGUCUCAAUAUUCUAGGGGAAGAAUAACGAAAAAAAAAAAGAAAAGGCAGUGCUUAACGGUACGUGGGCGUUUAAUAACACAUCGCAAAGUUGCCAACCUGUGUGCGCGUGUGUUUUUCUCUCAUGCCUACGUCGGUAGAGAAAAAGAUAGUGAGUGAGUGAACGUGAAAGAUAGAGCGAGAGAGAAAGAGAUCAUUACUGGUGAAUAUUAUUUUCAUUCCUUCCGAUCCCCUACUUCGGUGCCCCUCGCGCGCGCGCUCUCUCUCUCUCUUUCUCUCUUGGCAAGUGACACGAGUGUGAUAUUUCGAGGAUAAUAAUCAUCAAAACAUAUGUGAGAGUUGCUUCAUUUUUGUUUAUUCGAAAACAAAUUGAAGCUACGAAAAAAUACAAGUGAAAAAUAUCACCGAGCAACAAAACAACAAGUUGUACGCGCCGGAAUUGUGUGAGUAGCGGAAUAAACGACGAUGGAUAAUAAGCCAUGACGCACCCGUCCCAUCAGACGAACGGCGCCAGCUUGGAGGACUGCCACACGAAUUUCUUCGCGCUGACGGACCUCUGCGGCAUAAAAUGGAGGAAGCUCGUGUGGGGCGAGGUUACCGGGGGCUUUGGGGGUACCCCCCUUGAGGAUCCGGUACUGUCAAGCUUCUCGAGGUGUCUAGCCGGCGAUAUACUGUGCGUAUGGCGUCGCGUAGCAGCCUCACCCUCCUCCGCUAAUUCCGGACCAGGUAGCGGUGGGGGAGGCAUUUUCGAUCUUGGUAUAGCACCCUCACCUGCUCCACCGCCGUUGUCCCUCACCGCCGCGAAGGAGCUCUGGAUUUUUUGGUACGGCGAAGAACCAGAUCUCUCUGGACUCGUUUCGCCCGAGCUCAUCACGUGUGAAAGUGAACAAGGCUCCUGGGAGAGUGGUCUUUCGUACGAGUGUCGAUCCCUUCUGUUCAAGGCUCUCCAUAAUCUUAUCGAACGUUGCCUCCUGUCUAGAGAUUUCGUUAGACUUGGCAAGUGGUUUGUCCAGCCUUACGAUGGAUUCGAAAAACAUCGGUGCAGCAGCAGUCACCUGUCCUUCUCGUUCGCGUUUUUCGUGCAUGGGGAGAGCACUGUUUGUGCAAGUGUCGACGUCAGGCAACAUCCGGCCGUGCGACACCUCACGAGAACGUGUCUGCAACGAACCCAGACUACCCAGUCCGGUGUCAAGGUGAUCCUGGCACCAUACGGAUUGGCUGGAACCUUGACAGGACAAGUCGGACGCGUCGAUAGUCAACUGUUGGACGAAUGGAAACAUUUUUAUCCGAUAAAUGGUACGAAUAUGGAUAAUGGCUUGCCGCCGUUGGUUGAGGUCCUCGUUGGAGGUGUAAGAAUGCGUUAUCCUUCGUGUUACGUUCUCGUAACUGAUAUGGACGACGUACCAACGGAAAUGCCACUUUCACCGCCUUACAGUCCGGCUAGUUACGAAAAUCCGAACUCGACGCAACGCGAUUUAAAAGCAUCUACCGAACUACCCGAACGCGUUUGGGCCGAAUGCUCCCUUGGCUCUCCAAUUUCCGCUACUUCCAAGACCGAAACUUCCUCGAACUCCAUUGAACUCGGCACUUGGACAUUCGUCGAUUCAACACAAAAGUCUUCCUGUACUUGUUCCAAGUGCACGACCCCCGGGGGUUGGAAAGGCCUCGCCUCCUCUCACGUUCAGAGGGAGAGGGUUGAUAAAGGUGGACGGAGGGUCGUGCCUUUUCAUCGACGUUCUACCAUCCAGUGGGAUGCCUCUUGCCCCUCUGUCCCUGCCAAUGCCCCCAGGUCAAACGUCAGCAGAACGGAAGGAGCACCGAAUACACCACCCGGUGGGCCACCCUCGUACCCGAGAGGACCACCAACAGGCGGUGAUUGUCCCCCGGUGCCAUCGGUUGGUUCCCCGGGUUCACCGGCGCCAUCACCUCUUCCGACGCCCCAUUCCGAGCCGGCAUCGGUUCCUCCGGCUGAUCCAACGAUGCCAACGUUGUCACCUCAACCACCUCCGAGUCAUCCGAACACCGCACCACCGUUGACACCCUCGCAAGGACCCAAGUCCGUAGCUUCGUCGACAACGACUGCUUGCAACAACCAAGCACCGAGUCCAUUACCAUUGCCAACGUUGAAACGACCGAUCCUCGCAUCGAGAGAAUACGAGGGUGCUCUGCUCGAUGACGAGCAACCACUUUCGUGGCUCUACGAUUAUUCCACCCAGGAAGCUUGGCUCAAUCAUCCUGUAAAACGCUUCAAGGGCACAACCAAUCCACCACCCACCAAUCUACGUAGUAACAAUCUUUACCCACCCUCGAGCGUACAAACAAUGCAAUCACAGGCACCCAAAACCGACAUCAAACAAGAGCCAAACUCGAACAAUACUGGCGAAUGCAUGGGUGGCGGUAGAAACGAUCCUUACGAGUUCGACGCGACCGGGGAGGAAAACAGUAUCGGGGUCGAUGGUCUACGACGACAGAGGGACGAUCAACCAAAACCGGGCUCUUUGUUCACGAGCGAGGGACUUCAGGCCUCGUACAAGGAUCUCGAACAAAUAUUUGACAAUUCUGAUCCGGAUACUUCCAGCGACGAGACGAAUCUGAAUCAGCUGCAAGUUCAAACGCCACCGGGCUCCAAUAAAUCAGCUGGUGUGCACGAAGAGACGCGUCUCGAUUCAACGAACAAGCAUAACAACCGUGGGGUUGGUGUAUUACGUCCGGAAGAAUUAUCGAAAAUGUUUCCAACCCCACCAUCUCUUGAGCAUAAUCCUGUAGCAUCACCUUGUCAAUUGAAUGAUUCGACGAUGGAUCAGACCGAGUUGAGCAUGUCACAAAGAUCAUUAAGACACGUGCCUGAUAUUUAUCCUAACAUGGGCUCACCGCAAGAGGAAACAAUUGAGGAUUGGUCAUACGUUUUUAAACCAGCUUCGAUUUGUAAACUGGUCGGUUCCUCAAAGUACGCUCCAUUAACGAAUUUGCCAAGUCAAUCGUUGCCACCGGUAACAUUGCCUUCGCAUUGCGUGUACAGACCUUCCUGGCAGUGUAAUCAAACGACGAAUAAUACUAGUAACGAAAAAUCUUUGAUACAAACGACUCGAGCGUCUUCGGUCCAACAACAGCAGCAGCAACAACAACCACAAAAUCAACAAAAUUCACAAGCUCAGCCGUCUCAACAUAACCAGCAACAGACCCCGACACCGACUCAACCACAAAUCCAACAACCGCCAACCCCGAGCCAACAAAUUCCAAAUCAAACUCAACAAAUCGCGGCCCAAUCCCAGAAUUGUCCAUCGAGUCCGGCACAGCUUCCGUAUCGUGGCACUGGAACAAUCACGAGACCACCACCUCCACCUUACGACCAACCGAGCCCUGCGACCUCGACAUCCUCCUAUUUGAACAAAAAUCUAAACAGCAUUGAGGCUGAUACACCUGGCCCCGCAAGAAUUCCUGAAUCGAAUUCGUUGCUCGUCAAUAUUUUACUCGGUGACACCGCUCUCAAUAUAUUUCGCGAUCACAAUUUUGACAGCUGCAGUCUCUGUGUCUGCAAUGCCGGCCCCAAGGUCGUCGGUAACAUCAAAGGCGCCGAUGCCGGAAUUUAUCUCGCCGGCUCAUGGAACAAUACCGCGAAUAACGGUAACCUAGUUUUUCCCGACGAUGAUCAAAUACGUUGUAGUUGUGGAUUUAGCGCUGUCGUCAAUAGACGAUUAGCCCAUCGUGCUGGAUUAUUUUACGAAGAUGAAAUGGAAAUAACGGGCAUCGCUGAGGAUCCUGCCGAGAAGAAAAAAGCUUCUCUGGUCAGCGUCGUCUGCCCCGGAGACAAAUGUCCUGAAGGCUUAGAUCUCGUACCUUCGAGUGUUCUUGAAUUGCUACGUGAACAGUGUAUGAUCGUUCAGAGCUCUGCCAGCAGUCUUUACAGAGCUGCGAGGAUUUACGCGAGCUCCAAAAGUCGCAGUAGCUUUGUACCGAGCUUGAACAGCCUCGAAUUUAACGAUGGAAAUGAAGUUUCACUCGCGGCUCUCGAUCAAGGAAAAAUUGAUACUCUACAGUCUGACAGAAUGAAGAAUACCCUCGGCGUACAUCGUUGGGCCUUUCUCCGAGCUCAUGGACCACAAUGCACCGGCGAUAUCGUCCGCAUGAUGAGAGCUCUUCAACCUCUUCUUCAAGAAGCCGUACAGAAAAAGUGCACCACGCGAAUGUGGGAAGCUCCUUACACCGUCGCUGGACCACUAACCUGGAGACAAUUUCACAGACUCGCCGGACGCGGCACCGAUGAUAGAUGCGAACCACAACCCAUUCCCGCACUCGUUGUCGGUUACGAUCGUGAUUGGUUAUCACUCUCGCCUUAUGCUCUCAGCUAUUGGGAAAAAUUACUCCUUGAACCAUACGCCGGACCAAGAGACGUCGCUUAUGUCGUUCUCGCACCUGACAAUGAUUGCGUCGUCGGCAAAGUUAAAUCUUUCUUUCGGGAACUCUCCACGACGUAUGAGAUUUGUCGGUUAGGAAGACAUACACCAAUCUCGAAAACAGCGCGCGACGGUAUUUUGCGGGUCGGUAAAAACAGCGUUCAGAAAGUAACGAAACAACCGAUUGACGACUGGUUCAAACUUCUUGGUGAUAAUCAAAUAGGAGAAUUACUGCGAUUAUACGCGCAGGUGUGCAAUCAUCGUUUAGCCCCGUAUUUGACACAAGUUAUUCAAGAUCGCAGCUUAUUGGAUCAUGGGGAAUCCGCAACUAAACAACAACCGACCCCUGUUUCGGCUGCUGAUUCGAUGCCGCCUACGCCGGAUGGCACGACGAUCAAGACCGAACCUAAUGAAGGUGAAACGACUCGCAGUGAGACACCAUCAUCGAACGCUACACCGAACGCCAAUUCUUCGAUGGGCAAUACGACACCGACGCCACAAACACCCACUUCUGCAAGUUCAACACCACCGACGGGCCAGAACAGUUCUGGGACGACAACUCCACCAACGACGACGACCAAUAUCGGACCCGACGAAGAAGAGGUUGAACCACCUGCCAUUGUCGUUUAUAUGGUCGAACCAUUUUCCUUGGGUGGAGCAGAAGAUCCUGAUCGUCGACGUCUCGCCAUUCUCGCACUUUUACGAGCUUAUUCCGCUGCCGUCAAUAGCAUGCCCGAAAAUAUUCGAUCAAACAUCAACGUUCAGUUGAUAUCGUUGGAGAGCAUAAUGGAAUUGGGACGAGCGCGCGAGAGGCGAAAGAUUCAAGACGAAAUGAGAGCGUUGGCCUUGAACGUUUUUCUACAAGGUCGACGACUCUUAAAUCAUAAUUCGACCGUCAAGAGUCUAACGGGUUUCGGAACAGCAGCUGCAGCUGAUCUAUUUCUCAAGAGUAAAGACGAACGGAACAAAGCACCCUACAGACUUUAUGCACCAGCUUAUGUUCUCGCACCCCUGAGAUCGAAGAGCGAAGCACCUGAGAGUUUUGGUAUCGCCGGACCCGAGGAAUGCGCCGUACUUUAUUUGAGCUACUGUCUCAGCGAAGAUCAAUCGAGAUUGUUGGCCGUUGCAACCGAUGAUCGGGGUGAAAUUUUCGAAACUGCUACCAUCAACAUCGACGUGCCCAACCGAAAGAGAAGAAAAAGGGCGUCUGCGAGACGCGUUGGUUUACAAAAACUUAUGGAUUUCAUAUUAGGCGUCAUGUCUCAAGGUGUUCAACCAUGGCGACUCGUGGUGGGUCGUGUUGGUCGCGUAGGCCACGGUGAAUUAAAAGGCUGGAGCUGGUUAUUGUCUCGCAAAGCCUUAUUGAAAGCGUCGAAACACUUGAAAGAAAUUUGCGGGCAGUGCAGUUUGCUCUAUCCUACCGCAGCUCCCUGUGUUCUUAGUGCUUGUCUCGUUUCCCUCGAGCCGGACUCGACCCUACGAUUAAUGGCCGAUCAAUUCACACCUGAUGAAAGAUUCAGUCAUGCGUCUGUUAAUUGUCAGCUGUCGACGCCACAGGAUGUUACUUGCACUCACAUACUCGUCUUCCCUACUUCUGCAACGACCCAGUCGUCGCAGACCGCGUUUCAGGAACAACAUAUAAACGGUCCUGAGCUCGGUGACGAUGAGCUCUUUUCCGCUUUGAAUGACGAUAUGCCUGAGGGCAUGGAAGGAAUGGGCGAUUUCAAUGAUAUAUUCAAUGUAUGGCCCGAAGCCGGUGCUGGCGGUGGUCAAAGCCCUGGUGGCAGUCCUCACAGACCCGAAGGUUCGCCGUUAGGUGGUGAUGGUGGUGGUUCCGGUAUUGGUAAUCACGAUGGACCAGGCAGUCCAUUUCCAUGCAGCAAUACGCCAAGGGGCGCAGUCGCGGAUCAAGCUGAAGAAGUUGGCACUCUUCUCCAACAACCUCUUGCCCUUGGAUAUUUGGUCUCGACCGCACCAACGGGUCGUAUGCCACCGUGGUUUUGGGCUGCUUGUCCACAUCUUGAGGGUGUUUGUCCUGCAUUUUUGAAAAACGCACUACAUCUACACAGUCCUGCUAUACAGCAGAAUAGCGAUGAUCUUCUUCAACAACAAAGCGCAUUGACUGCUCAUCCAUUGGAUUCGCAAUAUACCACCGAUGUCUUAAGAUACGUGCUAGAAGGGUACAACGCGUUGUCUUGGCUCGCGGUUGAUGCAAAUACGAAGGAUCGUCUCUCCUGUUUGCCGGUUCACGUGCAAGCACUCAUGCAACUAUAUCACGCGGCUGCUGCCCUCGUCUGACCCACACCCUCAUCCCUUGUAGCGCAAUGCGCCAAUCUCUCUCACCAAAUUAUUAUCAUUAUGAGAAUCGGGAGCUUUGCGAGCGCAAUUUCAUUCCAAGUUGCCCAACAACUUUUUUUCGUCCACUGGUGGAAAACUACUUUUUCUAGUUUUUCUUAUCCUGUCCCUUCCCUCACUUGCCCUCAACCAACUGCGUUUACACUCAUGAAAGUAUGACGCGGUGAGACUCAAUUGCCGAAUGAUGGAGCUGUUGAUCAAAGGAUACAAAAAAAUGUUGUCGGUCGUGAAUCAGCGUUCGAUGAGAAUAAUUAACCGGUCCAAGAUUUCAAAAGGGCGUAAGUCGCGAUGAAACGCUUGGAAUUAUAUAAUCGACUUCAGUUUUUUCUCUAACGAUGGAUAUUUAACGAAUGCAGCCCAAAUUCGCGUUAUUUAUUGCAACGAAUGGGAUUUACGUCCGUCAUCUUGAAAAGUUGCAACUUGUUAGUAAGGUUUCGGUUUAGUUGGAAGGAAAAAGUGUUAAAAACGUGGCCGUCGUGAAUAACGUGUUCUAUGGAGUUACAAAGAUGGCUCGCCGAGGGCAUAAUGUAGAUGUAAUAGAAGAAACACACACAUACGUAAAGUGAUAUGUAAUCAACGUUAUUUUAUUUUUCGGGCAGUCGCUAUUCGCGGUUUAAAUGAUUAAGUUCGUGAGCUGAGAAACGAGGGAACAACGAGUGUUCGCUGCUCUGAAAAUUUUUAAAUUAAAUUUAUCGUUCGGUUGGUUUGCGAGUUGCCACGUGAUGGCUGAAUCGAUCGAAUGAAACAUGUGAUCGUCGUAAUAUUCCAUUCCGCAGAAAAUAACGAUUGUCCGGCAGGUGAAAAGACGUUGAUCGCAUGAAAAAAAAAAAUAAAAAUAAAACACGUAACGCAAAGCGAAUGACGUUAUUUUGUUUUCCAACCGUUGACAUUUGUUCGACGACCUUGAAAAAAUGGCGGAUCAUUGAGAACCAAGAUUCGCACCCGUCAGCUUGAAAAGUCGCAUUUUCGGCCAUAAGGGUGGUGCGAGAUAAUCCGUGUUUCAAAUUCCCUAAUCGCGAAGAGGAGGAACAAAUUUUUCGACUGCAAACAAUGUUCUCGAAUCCUCAUUUUUCUGGCCUUUAUCGCAUCUGGCAAUUGAAUUGCAACUGUAUUUUUCUGUCGCACAAUUGGCCAAGAAUUUGUGGGAAAAAUUAUAUAAAAUUUUAUUUUGAAAGCCACAAUUGCCGGGGUAGUUACGAUCAAGGUGCAAAUUCACUGAGCACACCGGGAGUUGAAACGAGAAGCGAUCAAAAAACGAAAUGAAAAUAUACUUUGCCUCUCGGGUCGAUUUUAGAUAGUUCAAUUGAAAGAAGAAAAAUAAAAUGGAAUUUGAUGGGAAAAGAAUAAUCAGAAUCUCUAGGGAAUGGUUGCGUAUCCAAAUGUUUUUUAAUUAUAAAUUGAACUUUGUACAAAGCUUUUACUUAUUGCCAGCGACGAAGUAAUAUAAUGAUAUUACGUUGUUUUUUAAUUUUAUAUAGAUGAAUAUAGCGUGAGUAGAUUAAAGGAAGAAAAAAAAACAAACAAGACAAAAUGAAUGAGAAUGAAAAGAAGAGCGCCAACCAAUUUUCGGCGCUCAGAAAUACACGGCCCAUAAUAUAUAUAUAUACAUUUCUUUCGUUCUUUAUUUUUUAAAUUUUACUCAUUUGCCUCGUUAAAGCCCCUGGUGUGAAAUCUUAAGUGCGACGAUUAUAAUUACAAAACUCGCGGUCAUGGGUCCCUGUUAUCACGUUUCCUAGACCCGCAGACCGUGAGCCUCGAUGAACAAACCAGCAACAAAAAAAAACAAAUUUUAUUCGAAUUAGGUGACAUUCUAUAUUAUACAUACAUCGUAGUGUAAAGAAAAACAAGCAAAAAAAUGUAAAACUUGUUUUCAAGAAUAAUUUAUGAAGUGGAGACAUCGCCGAGAUUAGGAAAAUGAUUGUAAGUCGAAUGGUUAAAGAAAAAUAAUAAUAAUUAAUAACCAGAAAAGAUCGAAAAAUGUGUAAGAGAAAAGAAAAUUCCCCUGCACCUUUGGAAAAUAAUAGAAAUGGGAUAAAACUUCUCAAAUCGAGAGCCAUCGUGGCGAGGAAGAACGAAAAUGGAAAGGAAAAAAAAUUGCGUCAGUCGCAUAGUACAAAUAUGACUUGUACAUAGGAAACCCCGUUAUCCCCUCCCUGCCCUUUCCCUCAUUAAUUGGUUAAUUUACUUACCUCCCACACACUCACUCUGUAUCUAUAGUAUUUAUUACUUGGGUAGAACGUCAUUAUUGGGAUUAUUAUUAUUAUUAUUAUUAUAUUAAUAUUACGAAAUACAGUUUUAUGUGUAUAUAUAUUA